This is a messenger RNA of Fonsecaea pedrosoi CBS 271.37, 2559 nucleotides long. RefSeq lists its product as uncharacterized. NCBI's taxonomy places the organism in Eukaryota, Fungi, Ascomycota, Eurotiomycetes, Chaetothyriales, Herpotrichiellaceae. The record is from RefSeq and is a predicted model, not a curated record. Gene Ontology annotation, biological process: regulation of cyclin-dependent protein serine/threonine kinase activity. Bases 1 to 2559 code for a protein of 852 amino acids. The transcript has a single exon. Gene Ontology annotation, molecular function: protein kinase binding; cyclin-dependent protein serine/threonine kinase regulator activity. Gene Ontology annotation, cellular component: nucleus; cyclin-dependent protein kinase holoenzyme complex.
AUGGGCUUUAAAGAGGUUGCAGCCUUCUCCAAUUCCCAUCCCCCUCAAAAUGUACAAGACUCCGUCGAAAGAUGGCUCUCCCCGGUAUCGAGGGAAGAGCCAGGGCGAUUCGACAAUUUUCGACAUUCCCACGAACGGUGGGCCUUCAAUAGCUACAGCCUCAAACCGGACCUCGACCAAACUAGCAUCGCUUCUAUUGAGGAUGAUGUCAGUGUGAGCGAUUCGGCCCACGAGUCGUACUCUUCCGAGUCAUCGUCUCAGACCUCGUGGACAUCAACAACAGAUCCUGGCGACAUCUUCCAGGACGAGGACGGCAAGGAGCCUCUCCCACCUCUAAAGAAGGUGCUCUCAAACAGUGCACUUGAACCUCCGGAGCAGCUGCUCAGAGGACUACAAGCCAAUAAUCAUGCUGCCCCUGGUAGUAGCUGUUCCCUUGGGUAUGCCUACCGCAGCCUCAAGGCUCGAGUCUCAAGCCAUCUCCAACAACCUGGCCAAACAUGCCUACGAUCCCGAGGUAAUGAAGCCAGCACUGAUCCGGACGCGCAACACUGGAGUGCUCGGAGAAAUGCCUGCUCUUUCAGGAGACAAUGCCCCCCGAAGUUGAAGAGGGACACCGACGUCACGGAGCAAUUCGUGUCUCUUCUGAUCAUCUUCGCAAAGAGACUAAUCACCGCCAUAUGGCCCCUGUCUGACCGACCUCCUAUGAUGUCGGAUUGCUUCAAUGGGGCUGGUGUUCUACGUCUCGACACCUUUAUCAAAGAAACUCUUAGACGGUCCAAGACAAGUUACUCGACUUUGCAAGUCGCGUUGUACUACCUGAUACUCCUAAAGUCCAGGAUGCCCCAAGGGCCGUCCAAGACUGGUUGUAGAGGCGAGCCGUUUGAGAGAUCUCAAUGUCGUGCGAUGCAGUGUGGGCGCCGCAUGUUUUUGUCGGCACUCAUGUUGGCUUCCAAGUAUUUGCAAGAUCGCAAUUACUCGGCACGCGCCUGGAGCAAGAUAUCUGGCCUACGCAGCAGUGAGAUCAACGAGAACGAAAGAGAAUAUCUCGCACAGAUCAACUACGAUCUGCAUGUCCCGAAAGAGGCCUUUGACAAUUGGAGCAAGGUUGUUUUGAUUUUGAGCAAAUUGUCAAGCGAAGGACCCGCGUGCCGGACAGGCACUUUCAACACAAACUUCGGCCCCCCUGGUGGUCAUGCGAACGCCUCCUUGGCCGCUAUGAUCUCGCAAGUGGGCUUGGAUGAGAACAACGACGACCUUGCCUUCUCGGAGGCGUGGUGGUCAGCCCUGCUCCAAAAAAUCGAGCCAAGCAUCGUCAAAGACACGUCACAUGUGGAUGAGUUCUUGAGGACUAAUCUACCGAGUGACAAGAUGGAUGUCGUUGCAUCGCUCGCGCAUCUGAGCAAGAAAGUCAACAGACGACCUGAUAGUGCAAGUUCAGGGGCGGAUGCUGUCACUCAUGGCUUUGAUCUGAAUUUCAGCGAAGCCUUGAAAACUCGCGCCCCCGAAUCAGCCAAGGUCCAGCCUAGCCCGUCUUCUCAGACUCCCAUCCAGAUGAGUCCAGUCAAAAGUGUCGCAUUGCCCAGUCGUCCACACCUUGAAAACCUUCCAACUCCGCAGACUACUCCUCGCAUUCCAGACCAGUUUGCAUGGGAGCGAAAUUGUAACCGGCCUUCGCUUCGCUGCUCCGCAUCGGUCGAUGCGCUGCGAAGCAUGCGGAAGCAGUGCCUCAUGAAUGCGAACCUGGAACGCUGCCCGCCUCCUCGACCUCAGAGCUUUGUCUUACCAUCUGUGAAGUGCCUCUUGCGUCCCGCCGAGACAAUCCAGGAACUUCCCAGUAGGUCAGCGACCCCAGUCAUGGCGUCGCCAGCGUCGAUCUCUUCAGAGUCUACGACUGUGACGUCCCGAUCUAGAUCAUCAUCGAUUUCGUCCAACUCUUCGUGGUCGUCCUGGGCACCUAGCGUCCCACCGCUGCGGAGAAAGGUGUGGACUGGCGUGAGCUCUCCACUAUCUCAAGUCCGUUCGUCGUCAGAAAGACAAUGCAAACCCGCCUCGAUAGAUUGUCUUUUGACGGAGACCACCUCCUAUCAGCAAAUCUGUACGGAGGAACCUCAGCCUCAACAACCAAACAUUCCUACCAGUUCCGAAGUGGCUGCCAUUCAUGGAUUAAUGUCGUUGUCAGCACUAACAGAAUCACCAAGCCAGAGUGUCACCCCGACGCCGCGGCGGCUCGCUGGGAAAGCUGACAGUGCGGUGCUUCAGAGCCAUGGACACCCCCGAGGGCACAAAAGGACUCUCUCCAAGAUCGAUUCAGACCUCCAUGCCCAAGUCAGGAGUAUACUGUCGCAGAGUCAGACACAUAUGGAUGUGGUCGAAGACCCUCUACCACUGUACUCCUGUGUCACACCCACAUCAUUGCAACAUCCGUCCAAUCUUCUGACGGAGUCGCGGCGGGCCGUCUCCAAUGCUACAGGUACGAAACGUCAUUGCUCUAUGCAACACUCUUCUUCCACCCCCGACCUGUCAUUUCGUUUCCUUACCGAAGGCAUCACGGCAUCUUGA